This is a messenger RNA of Chroicocephalus ridibundus (black-headed gull), 6438 nucleotides long. It is a transcript of the gene PCGF3, whose product is annotated as polycomb group ring finger 3. The transcript has 10 exons. The coding region runs from base 381 to 1109 and encodes 242 amino acids. The record is from RefSeq and is a predicted model, not a curated record. Gene Ontology annotation, cellular component: PRC1 complex. NCBI's taxonomy places the organism in Eukaryota, Metazoa, Chordata, Aves, Charadriiformes, Laridae. Gene Ontology annotation, biological process: regulation of transcription by RNA polymerase II.
CGCCCCGCGCGCAUGCGCCGUGAGCGCGGCGCCCCCGCUCGGCUCCGCUCGGGCCGCGCUCGGCUAUUUCCGUCUCUUUGUUUUAAACUCCGGGCCGAGCCUUUUAAUUUUAUCCCUCUCUCCCCUUUCUUUUUGUUGUUAAUUUUUUUGGCGGGGGAGGGGGAAGAGGGGCCGGUGUUUCCCUCCGUCUCGCGUCACCUAGCUCGCGUCCUCGCCUUUCUCUCUGUGGUGGCGCCCGGGGAAGGACGGGCCGGGUAGCGGAGGGUCGGUGGCGGGGAGGAAAACCCCCCGCCAGCCCCGGGAGGCGACCGCGCCCCUCCUCCGUCAGGUCUCUGGAUGGCAGACCCUGAAAAGAAAUGCUGUUUUAAGAGACACCAAAGAUGCUAACAAGAAAGAUUAAGCUUUGGGACAUUAAUGCCCAUAUAACCUGUCGUCUGUGCAAUGGAUACCUGAUUGAUGCUACUACUGUAACAGAAUGCUUACAUACUUUCUGUAGAAGCUGCCUAGUGAAAUAUUUGGAGGAAAACAACACCUGUCCAACCUGUAGAAUUGUUAUACAUCAGAGCCACCCAUUACAGUAUAUUGGUCAUGAUAGAACAAUGCAAGAUAUUGUUUACAAACUUGUGCCAGGCCUCCAAGAAGCGGAAAUGAAAAAGCAAAGAGAAUUUUAUCACAAACUGGGCAUGGAAGUUCCAGGGGACAUCAAAGGGGAGACUUGUUCUACAAAACAGCACCUAGAUUCCCAUCGAAAUGGUGAAACUAAACCAGAUGAAAAUGCAAACAAAGAAACUUCUGAGGAAAAACAGGAAGAAGAUAAUGACUACCACCGAAGUGACGAACAGGUAAGCAUCUGCUUGGAAUGCAAUAGCAGCAAAUUGCGUGGAUUGAAACGGAAAUGGAUUCGCUGCUCAGCACAAGCAACAGUCUUGCAUCUAAAGAAAUUCAUUGCCAAAAAGCUUAACCUUUCUUCUUUUAAUGAGCUGGACAUAUUAUGCAACGAAGAGAUUCUUGGGAAGGAUCACACGCUCAAGUUUGUAGUUGUUACUAGAUGGAGAUUUAAGAAAGCACCUCUACUGCUACAUUACAGACCCAAAAUGGACUUGCUGUAGAACUUUAUUGUCCUUCUGGACAGAGUUUUUUGCAGAGACUAUCAUCUGGCACCUUCUUAGUGCAUCACUAAUUACAUGACACAAACCAGCCGAAUAAUUUUGGAAGACUGUAGGGCUUUCACAGUGGACUGUCCUUCUGAGUAUUUCUUCUAGGGAUGUGCUGCCUAGAUUUCUGGACAGAAAAUAUUUAUACUUUUUUUGUAUGGAAGAAAGAAGUCGCAACUCAACAAGACACUACCAGCACUAAGUUUACAGAUACUGAAAACACUUCACAGUUCCAUAUAUCUUAGCCUGAUUUAUCUCUUACAGUUACACAGAAAUAAGUUAGAAUGUUGUGGGGUGAUUUAAAAAUGUUACUUUUGACACCAAGUUGCAUUUAGUUAGUUCUCACAUUCUGAAUCUUUUAAAAACUAUAUUUUUGCAAAUUGUUACUGUCUUAUAUAGUAUGCCUGAUUGCAUUGGCUUUAUUCAAGUUACUCUGUAGAGCAUUGAACGCACCUAGUGACUGGUGAUAAUUUAUUAUGCUGCAUUGAAAACUUCUGAAAAUCUGGGAAACCAAUAAGUUUGUCAUUUUUGCUCAAUUACUGCUCUCCCUCACUUUGUGUUUUAGUAGUUUUGCUACUCCCCUAUGCAUGUAGAUUUGGUAAGAUUAAUAGAAAUCAUUUAAUUUGAUUUUAAUGUGCCCUGAUGCUGUGCUGUGGCAUAAAUUGCACCACAUAAUGGCAAAUACUCAAAAGUGCUAGAUUUGUGAACUUUUUAAAAAAUAAACAUUUCUUAUGUAGUUGUGGCUUGCAGAAAUCAGUUUUUAAUGUGGAGAGAAUUUGCUCUCACUAGCUAUUGAAACACUGUCCUUGGGCAACUUUCAGUGAUAUUGCACAGUUUUCAUUUCUCUGAUUAAAAAUUACUCAGAUCAUUAUGUGCAGCUUUAUAUUUCCUUCACCUGUUUUCUUAUGAAACCAUAACAUUUUCUUUAGCGCAAUUCCUAGCUGUCUUGAGGGAGGAGGCAGGGGGGGAUUAUUUUAGCACCUUCUUGCCUUAACUGAUAAUUUUGCUUGCAUCAGCUGUAAUGGAUGCAAGGUAAUACACGUGCGUUGUAUGUAUGUGUGCAUACAUCUAGACACACAUAUAACUAUAUGUGUUUUUGAAUGCACCCACACUAGCACUUAGCAGGGUUCACUGCACUUUUUAUAAGGCUUUUUGAAAUAGUUGGCUUUUUAACAACAGUAGUUGAAAGUGAUUUCUGCAAGCUGUAUACAGAAUAGCACAUAUAGUAUGACUGUGAGAGUAUUUGUCUGGCAUGGGUGUCAAGUCAUUGAAAACAGGCUAUGACAUAUUACUGGCAGCUGGAAAUAGUUAACCUUCUAAUUUUUGGAAGAGUUUUCCAGUCAGCUGAAAAUGCUAGUUGCUGUUCUUCUUAUUAAACCCUGUUAUUUUUUGAUGAAUUGUCUUUGGAUAAGAAAAAAAGUUUGCCUGUAACUGCCCUGCUUCGUCUAACUGUGCUCCUUCCCCUCUUCUGCUAUAGAGUUUUACUUGUUACUCGAUAAUAGGAAGCUGAUACUACAAGAGAUUUAUACAAGCGUUUUAAAUCCUCUUCCUCUUCUUGAGUUUUCAAAGCACCACAUUCCUCAGCGUGUGUCCCAAAAUUUCCUUCUUUGGAGUCUCCAGCCCUCCGUUCUCAGCUCUGCUGCUGCAGAAGUGAUGCUCCAACUUUUGUUUACCUUUGAAAAGAGGGUUCCAGUCACAGGUGUGAACGGGGAGGAAAUCAAAAAGUAUGGGAGCAGAGAAUGAAAGGGAGCCUACUGAGCUGUGGAGGUGGAAAGGAAAGCCACACAAAGGCCAAAAAUUGCUGCUGUCCUUGCAGAUGAGGUCAUAAGAUAGCUGCAUUUGUAUGUUUGGGUUAGGUAGAACUCCACAUCAGGACUGGAUGGCUGGGUUUGCAUGGGAGGGGGGUGUAUGUGUCUGUGCAUGCAUGCAUAUGAGCAAUGGAAUCAAACUUGGCUCUGUUUUUCUCAUGCUGUUUGUAGACUCAAAUAUAUGUAUUUUAGGGGUUUUUUUUCUGUCUUUAACAUUACUUGAACUGGCAGAAAACAACGAAUGAGAUCAUGGGUCUACCAUUCUUAUGAUUUUUUUUCAUGAAACGGCAAAUGCAGAUGGUAUGGAUGUGUACACAAACUGACAUACUGGGCCUUUCUGGAGCUGCAUAUGUGGUUGUUGCUGUCUUAGUGUAAAUAAGGGACUGGCUCUAGCCACUGAGGCACUGCGAAUAUGAACAGUGCUAUUAUGUGUCCACCCUCUGUGCACCCUGAGUAUACAGACACUGGCUGUACCUGAUGUAGACAUUAAGGCUGCCAGACAGCAUUCUGAUUAAUCACCUUAAUCAGGGUAUAAAUAUACAUUUAAAAAAAAAAAGUGAGAUCUGUCUACCUCAGAGUGUGUGUACUGCAGAAGCUUUUUGUACGACUAGAUGUUGAUGCAGUGCUGUUAAAGGACAUUGGGAUAUUAGUAGUUUCCUGUGUACUUGUGCAUUUGAGAAAUGAGUUAUGAACAAGCAAAUCCAGAAGCCUUUCAAAUCUAUCUCUUGCUACAGUAAGAGUAGCAAUCUACAAUCUACAGUACAGAACAUAUAUUUAUAAGUUUAUAACCAUCUUUAGAAUCACUUGAAUUUGUUAUGGUGCUAUCAAUAUAUUGAAAACUCUGUUUAUACCUAUAUGGAUACAUAAAAUCACAACAGUAUUAAUGCAUACAGCUGGGUUUUUUGCUCAUAAUUGUAUAUAUCUGCUUUUGCAAUGUCCUUAUCUGAUAAAACCUCACCAGUAAAAAGGAAGAAAAAACCUCAACCAAAUACAAAACCACCCAGUUAUUUUUCUAAAUCACAGGUCACAACAUCUUCACUACAGAAACUGUUUCCCUCAGAAGGGAUGUCUGGACCGUACAUUUAUUGCCUUUAGCCUUACUAAAAGACUGCAAUGCAAUUGAAUUGAGGUGAGAGGCAGAUUUUCUUUGACUCACAGCCUUGUUUCACUUCUGUGAAGCUUAAGAGACAGUUAAUUUAUAUCAAGAUUAUAUUGGGUAAAAUAACGCUGUUACUGUUCAAAGUUGGACUAAAAGUUGGACUCAGCAUAGAUAUCUCUUGGUUCUAGUGAGAUCAUGUUAGUUUACUUUGACUUUCGUGAAGAUGCUGUUACUGUGAAGUAGUUUUCACAAUUACUUAAGCUGGUAAAUAAUUGCAGUGAAGAACUAUCUUGUUAUCCUCAUUAUCCUCAGCAGCAAUGAGACUGAUGAAUCACCCAGGCUCAGAGUCUCAUUAAAUAUAGUUUCAUUAAAAUAGAGAAUUCAGAUAGAAUAUAUAAUAUUGAAUUUAAAUAAGAUUUGGGGUUUUAAAUUUUAACUUUAUAAAAUUAUUUAUUCUAUUUUAAGCUUUCUGUCUUAUUUUACCAUCGAAGUAUUUUUGGUUUCAGUGCUCCAGCUUUAUUUACGGGCAUAUAAAAUGAAAUUGUAAGAUGUUUUUACAAGCUUCUUCCUUUUACAUUGAGUUUGAGUAGCUUUUAUUUGUAUGUUUUCGUUUGUACGGAUAAAGAGCAUUACUUAUGCUUUUGUGCAAUAGGUUUGAAACAUGCAUUUAUUAGGCAUAUUUUUAAAUUGUAAAUGUAGCGUCUGCUUACUGUUAAAUUUAAAAGGAAUCUAGAUAGCUUUUCUCACUUGUUCAAAUGGGUGUUUAUUUGGGGCUGUUAUUUGGGGGGGUUGUUUUUUGAUUUAUUCUUUUUCUUUUUUUUAUUUUAAGAGUGAAGUGUGGGAUUUAAAUUUGUGUACAAGAACUAUCUGUCAGCAAUAUUUUAAAAUAAAUGAUCUUGCAAGAAACCUUAAUGUGAAUUGUGGAAGCAAUGGGCAAGACUUGCAGCCUAUCUGAAAAUUUUUUGUGCCAUUGUUAUGUCUGGUAUAUUUGUGUACCAUCAAACCUGGGAAUAUUUAUUUUUAAUGGUUGUGCAAUAGUGUACACAACACUAUCACUUGUGGGGAUAUGGAACCAUAAAAAAUAUCAGACUACAACUAUGAUGGUGCUAUUUUUUUCCAAUAGGCUAUGAGCCUUUGAAAGCUUAUCUGGCUCUUAUUGUCUUUAUAACAACACAGUCCUAGGAGAUUCAUUGCAUUUUUUUCUACUGGAUGAUAAAUAUAACCAUACAACUAGCCUAUUUUACAGCAUUAUGCAUCUUACUAUUGAGCUAAAUAUAAUAGGAAAAAGCCAACCUGUACAUCAGCAAGAUGAUUCUUAAUAAGUAUUUAAAAAGCAUUUUGUACAGAACAAUCAAGUUUCUGUAUUUCCUCAGGUAAUUACUUCGUUUUGGUUGUUUCACUGGAAAUGUUAAUGCAACCUACACUUCAGUUAGUCUGCCUAAAGUUGAUAACAGGGCAAAAAAUUGUCCCAUACACUAGAAUCUCUAUGUAAGAUGUAAUUAACUGUAACUAACAUGUUGAGAUCCAUUGUUGAAGUAAAAAGUUGCAGAGAGAACAACGUUAAGGAACAUAUAACAAUGCUUCAGUCUCUGCUUUAAUCAAAAAUUGCCAUCAGUGCAAACUCUUUCUAGGAGCUCGCGUCUUGUGGGCAAGUCAACAGUAAUGUUUUACUGUGGAGUUAUGCUUUAUUUAUAUAGAAGUUAAAGCUCUGGUCCUGCUAUUUGAUCCAUGUUCGAUAAUCCUUAGGGCUUCCGGGAAAUCUUUCAAAGCCACAAUGACCUGUCUGGAUCCUAGUGGUAGGGUAAGAACUAAACGUCCAGUUCUAUAAACACUAUGAACAAUGAACUGAACCUCACUAAUCUGGAAACACACAUAAACCAACGGGACCAUUCAUGCAAAGGGUUAGGUGUGGCUGAAGGAAGGAGCCCUGAUUUCUGAAUACUGAUGUUCCACUAUUUUUUUUAAAAUAUUUUUAUUUGAAAGUCAAAGCAUUGGUUUAAUGCAAUCUUGAAUUCAAAUUACUUAUCGGGACAAAAGGAGAGUUUGUUCUUUCCUUCUGCAACAAGAUUAUUUUACAGUUAAGGGACAAUAAGCCAGUGCAACCACUAAGCCUCUAUCCUCGUAUGUGGCAUAAUAAAGAUUCUGGAACUGUCACAGUGUAAAACCAUAUUUUUGGCUUAGCUUCAUUUGAAAGUUUACAAUUUUUUAUGCUUUGUGUUGCUGUGUAAUUUUUGUACUAUUGGUGGCUAGUUUUGUCUGAAUAAGCCUUUUGGGAUUAUUGCUUAAUGUUUUGAUUUUAUGAUAGUGAAGCUUGUAUCCAGUGUUUUGCCAAUUAAUAUUAUAUGCUUGUUAAUAAAAGCAGAGAAACUAACUGAAA